Messenger RNA from Drosophila melanogaster (fruit fly), 2121 nucleotides. RefSeq lists its product as uncharacterized. Gene Ontology annotation, cellular component: membrane. NCBI's taxonomy places the organism in Eukaryota, Metazoa, Arthropoda, Insecta, Diptera, Drosophilidae. The transcript has 8 exons. Gene Ontology annotation, molecular function: transmembrane transporter activity. Gene Ontology annotation, biological process: transmembrane transport. The coding region runs from base 319 to 2010 and encodes 563 amino acids. The record is from RefSeq and is marked reviewed.
AGUAUUUCGCCAGACUGCGAGCGAAACGGACCGGAUACGGGAAUCCAAAGCGAAUUGCCGGACCCGGAUAUCGUUGCAAAAGGCGCGUAAUAUUUGGUGAAUGGUGACCCUUUGAAACCACCUACGUACACCUGCCAAGUGCUCAGCCAGUGCGUCUCCGGCAUUUCUAUUUCUGAUCUGGUGCCCACCUUCUAUAUAUGUAUACACCUUCGAAAACACGUGAUAAACAUUAGAAUGCCUUAUAAUUACCUAUGGUAAUCGCAGGUGAAGUGCCCUAAAACUGAGAGUCUGUGGGUUUAAACCCACAUUAACUUCAGAAUGUCAGCUCCAGCGGCAGGUGCGGCGUCUGCCGUCCUGGACUUUGACGACAUCCUGGUCGAGAUCGGAGAAUUCGGACGCUUUCAGCGGCGGAACUAUCUGCUCAUAUGCUUGCCCGUACUUUUUGCUGCCGCCAAUAGCCUGUCGUAUGUUUUCACGGCAGGAUCGCCGACCUAUCGAUGCUACGUGCCCGAGUGCGAUAAGCUGGUUGAUGCGGAAUAUGGAGCGAAUUGGGUGUCGAUUGCCGUGCCCGGAAGCUGGAGCAAGCGGGGCCAUUUUACGCCGUCCACCUGCGAAAGGUUCGUGGCGAACGGUGACCAUCUUGAGUCCUCAUCGGAUCCUUGGAGUGCGUGGCCUUUGGAUCAGUGCUUUGCUGAGAAUUUCACGACGGAAACGGAGCGAUGCAAUCAGUUUGUGUACGGCAGUUCGGAACGGACCAUUGUGCAGCAGUGGGGACUACAAUGCCCCGAGAAUCUCUGGAAGCUGGCAUUCGUGGGCACUAUACACUUUGCUGGUCUGGUUGUGGGAACAGCUCUAUCCGGCUACCUCGCCGAUCGAUAUGGACGCAAGCACAUUUUCCUCUUCUGCAUCGUGUUCAUGGCGUUGACGGGAGUGGCGCAGGCGCUGUCCUGGGACUACAUAAGUUUCCUGUUCUUUGCCUUGCUGAAUGCAGUGGGCACUUCCGGUGUCUAUCCGCUGGCUUUCAUCAUUGGGGUGGAAAUGGUCGGGCCGCGGAAACGCGAAAUGUCCUCCAUUGUGCUCAACUACUUCUAUGCCGUGGGCGAGGCACUCCUGGGCCUGUCCGUUUUCCUGCCCGACUGGCGGCAAUUGCAACUGGCGCUCUCUGUACCGCCGCUCAUCUGCGUGGCCUACUUUUGGCUGGUACCGGAGUCCGUCCGGUGGCUGCUGGCUCGUAACCGGCGGGAGCAAGCGGGAGUCAUCAUCCGGCGGGCCGCAAAGGUUAACAGGCGAGACAUCUCCGUCGAGCUGAUGGCCAGCUUCAAGCAACAGGAGCUUGAUGCAGAAACGGGCCAAGAGGAUGAUGUCGAGGGUGGCCUGCACGUAAAGAAGGAUGACAAGAUCUGGUUGGCCGUCAAGGAGGUGGCGCGCUCUCACAUUUUGAUGGGCAGAUACGCCAUAUUGCUGCUGAUUUGGGCCGUCAAUGCCAUCGUCUACUAUGGACUCUCGCUCAACGCCACCAGUUUGAGUGGCAACAAGUACCUAAACUUCGCCCUGGUUUGCCUCGUAGAGAUACCCGGCUACAGCCUCGCAUGGCUGUUCCUGCGGAGAUUUGGACGACGUGUGGCACUUUCUGGCUCCUUGCUGCUCUGCUCUAUCACGUGUGUGGCCAGCGGAUUCGUUACACUAGGUGCCAACUGGCUGGUUGUGACGCUCUUUCUGGUCGGAAAACUGGGCAUCACCUCCUCCUUUGCAGUCAUCUACACGUUCACAGCGGAAAUGAUGCCCACGGUCAUUAGGAGCGGCGGCGUUGGUGUGAUGUCCACAUUUGCCCGCUUCGGUGCAAUGCUGGCUCCAUUUGUGCCCCUAUUGGCUUCGUACUAUGACCCACUACCUCUGCUACUUUUCGGGACACUAUCGCUCGUGGCUGGACUCCUCUCGCUGUUACUGCCGGAAACCUUCAACCGAAAACUACCGGAUACGGUGGAAGAGGCGAUUGCAUUGGGAAAGUGAUUCAUUCUUGUUUGGAUGGACAUAUUUGCCACCGAUCAGCAAUAUACACAUAUAUUUAUAUAAAGCGAUGUAGCUGACCUUAAAAAAUACUCGUUAUAAAGUAUUGUAUAC